GUCACUAUCGUUCUCCUUAACACACGCGCACACACACACUUACACGUACACAAUAUGUCACUAUGUUCACUCUCUCCCUGGUACUACAGAGAACAAUGGAACAAUGCAGCUCUUCUGUGAUCCAGGCUGGCGUCUCCGAGCUGAGGCUCUACUCCUCACAAGACUGAGCGCUGCUGUGAUGCUGCACAGCGCCGAAGAUGAGCGAGGUGAGACGGUCAACAUCAAGCUCCUAUCGGCCGAGGUCCAGCUGGAUAAAGAGGCCAAAAAGAGAAUGGAAACCUUUGGAGGACCGAAGCUGCACAGAUCUGCCAUGGUUCCUGUUAUUUACGUUGUUCCUUGUGGGAAUGGGUGGCAUCUGUGGGUUUACCAUCAUGACUGGAGGGGCGGCGCGGCUCGUCUUCGGAUAUGACAGCUACGGUAACACGUGUGGCCAACGCAAUGAGCCCAUCGAAGGGGUCCGGCUGAGUGGUCUCGACCACACUGACAGAAAAUUCGUCUUUUUCCUGGAUCCAUGCAACAUAGACAUCAUUCAAAGGAAGAUAAAGUCCAUGGCGCUGUGCGUGUCACAAUGUCCCACUGAGGAACUGGCGACUUACUUCGACCUCAAGAGGUUUGCCAUGAUGAAUGGGUCUGAGCUUUGUUCUUAUGAGUUACCCGGUCACAAGUACCCACAACUUCCCGAGCGCUUCGAAAAGUGUCCCAAACUUCCAGUACCAGAGAGCAAAGCUCUACCAGUGUUUAACCGCUGCACGCCGGUGGAUAUCUCCUGCUAUGCUAAGUUUGCUGAAGCGGUGAUCACGUUUGUCAGUGAUAACAGCAUGUUGAACAGGCUGAUCGCCGGGGUUGCAGCCAGCAAAGAGAUCAUUGUUGGGCUGUGUCUGCUGGCGCUAGUUUUGUCCAUGAUCCUCAUGGUGAUCAUUCGUUACAUCUCUGCUGUCCUGGUUUGGAUCCUCACUGCACUGGUGGUUCUGGGUUCCCUGGGAGGUACCAGCGUUCUGUGGUGGUUGUACAUAGACUAUAGAAUGACAAUGAAUGAGACCAUGACUAAAGAUCUGAUAGAAACAGAAGAACCCAAUGAUGGCAUGAAGACCACCAAAGACCACGCUCAAGGACUGCUCAUCUACGCUGUUUCAGCGACCGUGUUCACUGGAAUUUUGUUGCUUCUGAUGUUGUUUAUGAGGAAGAGGGUGGCUCUGACCAUCGCCCUGUUUCACGUGGCGGGAAAAGUGUUUAUCCACCUGCCGUUGUUGGUACUGUUGCCCUUCUGCACGUUCCUCGCUCUUUCUCUGUUUUGGGUCUACUGGAUCAUGGUCCUCCUCUUCCUCGGCACCACUGGGAACCCGGAGAAAAAUGAGGAUACUGGCCUGGUUGAGUUCAGGCUCACAGGAUCGCUGCAGUACAUGACCUGGUACCAUGCAGUGGGACUGAUCUGGAUCAGUGAGUUCAUCCUGGCUUGUCAGCAGAUGACCGUAGCCGGAGCUGUGGUAACCUACUACUUCACAAGGGACAAAACCAAACUCCCGGUGACACCCAUCCUGUCAUCAGUGCUACGGCUGGCGCGGUAUCACCUGGGCACUGUGGCCAAGGGCUCCUUCAUCAUCACCCUUGUCAAGAUCCCACGCCUCAUUCUCAUGUACAUCCACAACCAACUCAAAGGAAAGGAAAACGCUUGUGCACGCUGCAUGCUGAAGACCUGUAUCUGCUGUCUGUGGUGUCUGGAGAAGUGCCUCAAUUAUUUGAAUCAGAAUGCAUAUGCGGCGACGGCCAUAAACAGCACCAAUUUCUGCACCUCGGCCCGUGAUGCCUUCAUGAUCCUGGUGGAAAACGCUCUUAGGGUAGCGACCAUCAACACCGUUGGAGAUUUUGUUCUCUUCCUGGGCAAGAUCCUGAUCGUGACGUGCACUGCGUUCGCUGGGGUGUUAGCGCUGAACUAUCAGAGAGAUUACACAGAGUGGAUCCUUCCGCUCAUCAUCGUGUGUCUGUUUGCGUUCCUGGUGGCACACUGCUUCCUGUCCAUCUUCGAGAUCGUGGUGGACGUGCUCUUCCUCUGCUUUGCCAUCGACACCAAAUACAACAACGGCACACCUGGGAGGGAGUUCUACAUGGACAAGGCCCUGAUGGAGUUUGUGGAGAACAGCAGGAGGUCAAUGGCAAUGGAAGAGCGGGGGCGCAGCAAGCGCGCCCGUCCCAAGGAAGAUGUAGAGUUGACUGAGGCUAAGGCCAUGGCUCCCGGGACAAGCUCUGCUUGACCAAAAUCAGCCCAUGGAACUUUUUAAAGACAUUCCAAAAUGUUUAUUUUUACCAAUGUGUAACAUGUUUACUAUGGUUUCACUCCAGGGAAUACAAUAUUUUAAUAAGAAACUGUAAAAAAAAACAUGAAAUAACAAUGUAAUGAAGCACUUUAUAUUGGAGCGCUGCAUAUUUUAAAAAGCCUGAUGCAUUUUUCGUAGUGAUGUCCUUUUUAUAAGACUAAAAAUACCCAGUUGCCAUCUAGUGAAACACAGUAUUAAUAAUGUUUAGAAUCACUGGUUUUAUUAUGUCCGUUUUUCAUAAGAAACGUUUAGUUUUAGUUGGUUUUCUUUGUGUUUAUGAGAAACCCACAUACUGCAGUGCAGCACUUUUUAUUUCAUUUAAUUCAAAUAAUGAAGCAUCAACGCUUUUUAUUUCUUAGUUUUUAGAAAAGAAAAAAAAAACUGCUAGUUUGUGUUAUUUGACUAAAAUAAUGUUACCAUGCCUGAAAAUGAGGGCCUUGUCUUUGCAUUUCACUUGUGUGUGAAAAGGUUGGUUGGUUGGUUUCCCUCCAAUGGUGGUGAUUUUUAGUUUGUGAUAAAACUGUAAGUCAGAUUUCCCUGCUGGGACUGUUAGUGCUGAAAGAAACUGCGUCUGGUUAUCUUAAACUGGGAGGAAGACAUUAAUGGUUUCUGACUACAAUCCACAGUUGCUGUAACUAUUAGUAUGAGUGACAUUACAACAAAAAGCACAUACAAACAACAACAACAAAAAUAACUGGUCAGUUACACUACAGUUUUUUAUGUUUUUGGACGUAGUCUCUUAUGCUCACCAAGAUCAAAAAUAUAAUAGAAACUGUAAUAUUGUGAUUUAUUACAAUUUAAAAGAACUGUUUUCUAUUUAAAUAUCUUUAAAAAAAAAAGUUUAUUUGUAUGAUGUCAAAGCUGAAUUUUCAGCGUAAUUAGUUUUCAAUGUCACAAGAUCCUUCAGAAAUCAUUCGAAUGUGCUGAUUUGAUGCUCAAGAAACAUUUCUUUUUAUCAUCAAUUUUAAAACCAGUUGUGCUGCUUAAUAUUAUUAUUUUUUCUUUUUUGGUGGAAACCUUGAUACUUUUUUUUUUUUUCUCAAGCUUCUUGACUGAUGAAUAAAAAGUUCAAAAGAACAGCAUUUAUACAUUUUUUUAAUUAAUAUUUAUUUUUUCUUACCCAAACAUUUUGUAUAGGAAUGUAUCAUGGUUUCUACACAAAUAUGAAGCGGCUAAAACUGUUCCUAACAUUAAUAAUACUAAGAGAAGUUUCUUGAGCACCAGAUCAGUAUGUUCUGGAGAAUCAAGUGACACUGAAGACUGGAGUCAAGAUGCUGAAAAUUCAGCUUUCCAUCACAGGAAUACAUUCAGCAAUAUUUUACAGGAUUACUGUUUUUAAUUUAUUUUUGAUCAAAUAAAUGCAACCUUGGUGAGCAUGAGAGAAUAAAUUAAACAAAUAUAAAGCUGUAAUAAUUCCAAAUGUUUGAUGUGUAAAUAGAAAUGGUUCAUUAGCUUCAGAGCUAACUCAAAACACAAGGCUACUCCUGUUCAUAAAUCAGCAGCAGGGCAAUUCUGGUGCUGCGAUGUGGCUUGGACACUGUCUUCAGUUGUUAAAGAAACAUGACUUUGCCUCACUUGACAGAAAUUGAGUCCAUGAGCAUCCAUGAUGUUAAUCCACAUUUUAAAGCGCUGAGCUCUCCUUGGGUGCAAUUCUUCAUCCAACCUGUAGGUGGGCUGAAUGGCGAAAAGUUGCCUUUUCUUUUUGGAUAGAUAUGUACUAAUGUUUUCUUUUACAUAAUUGUCUUUACAGCACAACAUUUUAGAAUUGAAUUUGUUCUGUUUUGCUUUAAUUCUUUGCAACCAGUGGACAUUUUGGUCUUUAAGCUAGUGAGACUUCUAGGGCCACCGACUUUUAUAUCCGAAUCAAACUUAAGUCUUCCUACUCAUGCAAAGCAUCUUGAAAGGAAACAUUGUUUUAUUUUUUUGCUAGAUAGUACUGUGGGAGAGGAGAGUCACAUGAAACUUGCAUUUUGCCUUAACCAACUGAGUGAAUGUCGCCCCCUGCUGGAUCAUAUAGACGUGUUGAGUGCAGCACAAGACUCAAAACAGAAACAGCUCAUAAGCCUUAAACAGAUCUAACCAUUCACAAUAACGUAACCCAUCAAAUGCCUGAACAUGGUAUUCACGGCCGAGGAGAAUAUAUAUAAUUUAUUAAUGCACAGAGGAAUCUGCCGUCUAUUGGUUUUUGUUUUCUAACAAAUGUCAGGUUUAGCAAAAAAUGUUUGUGAUGUGUGCAGGUUUUGUAUGGAUGUUUUGAAAUGUUACAUAUUGAUAAAUACUGACUGAGGAAUUUAGUUUUUCUUUAUCAUUUUUAUUUUAUGUUUUCUUGUCUUGCAUUGGAGGGAAAUGUUGUGAAUUGUCUUAUGAGAAAUUAAAUUUUUUGUUGUUGUUGUUUUUUGGGUGGGUUCAGAAAUGAACACCGUGUACCUAUGAGAUAUUAAGAAGCAUGAAUUAAAAAAAUCUUGAGAUGUAACAUUUUCCACCCAAAACUUAUGCUGAAAGCAUGUUAAAUAUUGCACUAAGAUGGCAUACAUUAAACACAGAGAUGAAUUAAUGAUAGCUGUAAAACAUUUAUAGUUCAAAUAGUCUGAUAGCGCAUUCAAUAUAGAGAUGUUUCAUAAAUGACUUCUCUGUCAGCAAAAUUGUCUUUUAAAUGGUUGGUGUUGCAGUUUCUGUUCCGCAAACCACAGUUUUAUCAGGUAACAUAUACACUUGAUGACUGAACAAGUAGGUGGUGUUUAAAGAUGAAUGGAGGAACUUGCCUUUUAGAGUGAAUCUCACAAAAACAUGUUAUCCCAAAAAAAAAAAAAAAAAGGAUUUUGCCUAAAAAAAAAUCUGAACCAUUAAGAUUGUUUGUAAUUGUGACAUUAUUUUCAUGAGGAAUUGAAGAGAAAUUUGCUCAAUUUUCAUUAUUGUAAUGCAUCUGUAUGUUUUAUAUAUAUAUAUAUAUAUAUACAGUACAGACCAAAGUUUUGGAAACAUUACUAUUUUUAAUGUUUUUGAAAGAAGUUUCUUCUGCUCAUCAAGCCUGCAUUUAUUUGAUCAAAAAUACAGAAAGAAAUGUAAUAUUGUGAUAAAUUAUUACAAUUUAAAAUAAUUAUUUUUAAAUUUAUUAUACUUUAUUUCUGUGAUGCAAAGCUGAAUUUUUAGGAUCAUUAUCACAUGAUCCUUUAGAAAUCAUUCUAAUAUGAUGAUUCAUUAUCAAAGUUGGAAACAGUUCUGCUGCUUAAUAUUUUUCCAGAACAUGUGAAACUUUUUUAGGAUACUUUGAUGAAUAAAAAGUAAAAAAAAAAAUAAUAAUAAUAAUAAAAAAGAAGCUACGUUUUUAAAAUAUAAAUGUUUUGUAAUAAAUAUAUACACUACUGGUCAGUAAUUUGGGGUCAGUAAUUUUUUUUUUUUUUUUAAUAAAUGCAGUUCUUUUUAGCCUUUUAUUCAUCAAAUAUAUUAGACAGCAGAACUGUUUCCAACACUCAUAAUAAAUCAGAAUAUUAGAAUGAUUUCUAAAUGAUCAUGUGAUAGACUGGAUGUUACAUGUGACACUGAAGGCUGGAGUAAUGAUGCUGAAAAUUCAGCUUUGCAUCACAGGAAUAAAUUAUUUUAUUUUAAGUAUAUUCAAAUAGAAAACUAUUAUUUUAAGUUGUAAUAAUAAUUCACAAUAUUAUUGUUUUAUCUUUAUUUUUGAUCAAAUAAAUGCAGGCUUCAUGGGCAGAAGAAACUUCUUUCAAAAACAUUACAUUUUUUGGCUAUUAUUACUAUAAAUAUUUUUGUAUAAUGUAACAGUAUGUUAUUUCAUUUAACAGCAUUAAAAUUAAAUACAAUUAAAACAAAUAAUAUAUUCCACACAGUACACAUACAGUACAAUACAGUAAUGAUGAUUGGGAGAAUUGUACUUUUUUAACAAUAAUGUUGUCAGUGCAAAAAAAAAAAUGUUUUGUUUAUGCACAAACAGGUUUUGUGAGAUACAUCUUAUGAUGCUGAACUAAGAUCAGUUUUUUGGACUUGAUAAGUGAACUUAGGGAUUUGGACCGGAAAACUGACCUUAUAAUGGGCAUUUACUGCCUGAAGUGUUUAUUUUAUUUUAUUUUUUAUUUAUUUUUAUAAAUGGACUCGAGUGUCAUUAUCACUGGAACAGGAUCUUUUCAGCCUCAGACAGUGGCUUUGGCUCACAACUUCGCUUUAUAUUGCCAAAUGUGCACAAAAACAAAUGUAAGUAGUGCACAAACUCUUUUUUUUAUGGUUGAAAACCGGUGAGCUUUUUUUUUUUGUUCACAGCCUUUUUCUUCUUCCUCUAAAUCACUAAAAGCAUCUCAGUAACAGCCGUGACAUCUCUUAGUCCUGUAAGUGUUUAUUAGAAAGAGACAGACAAGCUGUGCUUAGAGGCAAGUAAACCCAUAACCGCUGUAUACACACACACACACACACACACACACACACACACACACACACACACACUACCUGCAUGCUCCUGACCUGAGAUAUUUCUAACUCUUUAAAACGAUGAGCCAUUUUUGUAGGAACGUGAACUGUUUGGCAUUAGAAUACAUGUGACUUAACACUGAUAGAACAAUAGCUUUAUUAUUCGAUAAGCAACUGUUUAUUUUAUUUUUUCGAGAUGAGAUUGUGAGUGUAUUUCUCCUCUUCAUUCUGGAAAUCUGUGCUUCUGUUCACACGGGGAAUAGGCCGAUUCUGUUAUCAGAUACAGUCAUGGAUAGGCAAUACAUCAGUUUACUCCUCUGGUGUGAUAUUAGCUAUUAGCUCUUACCUGCAGUAAAGUUGUUUGUAACAUUAAACUAAGUUUUUGUUGAUUCGUUUGAUUUUUAUAUUUAUGAUUUCAUAUGUAUCCUGUUUUUUAAAGUAAUAAAAUGGAGGGGAAAAAGGACAA
Molecule: messenger RNA, 7194 nt
Organism: Carassius gibelio (silver crucian carp)
Lineage: Eukaryota; Metazoa; Chordata; Actinopteri; Cypriniformes; Cyprinidae
Product: choline transporter-like protein 1
Exons: 16
Coding region: 198-2249 (683 amino acids)
Biological process (GO): transmembrane transport
Cellular component (GO): membrane
Molecular function (GO): transmembrane transporter activity
Source: RefSeq, a predicted model, not a curated record